AACUGCCACAUCACAUUUGAACAUCCAAGUUGGCUUUCCUUCCGCCGUUGCUUAUAAAAUCUAACUCGUUAAGAGUAUCGAAAAUCGCGCUCUCCAAUUCCCAUUGCAUAUCUCCUCCCCCAAAUCUCUCCUCUUAACAAUCUCGCCGCGUCUUCUUCUCUUACUCGGAUUCCUCUUUUUCCUCCGCCGCGGACAUUCUUGCAAGAAAUUUAGUGGAAGAGAGGAGGCAGUUGUUGGUAGUGCUUGUGUUUCAUUCGUGGUCAGUAAAUGGGCUGCGUUCCGUCUAAAGGAAGAAGGCAGUUCCCUGGCUACGAGGAUCCUGUUUUCCUUGCUGCACAAACGACCUUUAGUGUCAGUGAAGUUGAAGCUUUAUUUGAGCUUUUCAAAAGCAUCGGCAGUUCAGUAAUAGAUGAGGGGAUAAUAAACAAGGAAGAAUUUGUAUUAGCUCUUUUCAAGAACAGGAAGAAAGAAAACCUCUUCGCUAGCCGGAUCUUUGAUCUAUUUGAUGUGAAGCAUAAAGGAGUUCUUGAUUUCGGCGACUUUGUUCGAGCACUCCAUAUAUUCCAUCCAAGCGCGCCUUUGGAAGACAAGAUAGUUUUUUCAUUUAAGCUGUAUGAUUUAGACAAUACGGGCUUCAUCGAGCGACAAGAGGUUAAGCUAAUGUUGUUAGCACUUCUGGGUGAAUCUGAAAUGAAAUUGGCUGAUGAAACAAUCGAGGCGAUACUCGAUAAGACAUUUUUGGAAGCUGAUACGAACCAAGAUGGGAAGAUCGACUUGUCGGAGUGGCAUUCUUUUGUUUUGAAGAACCCGUCGUUAUUAAGGAUCAUGACACUUCCUUAUUUAAGGGAUAUAACGACAGCGUUCCCAAGUUUUGUGUUCUAUUCGGAGGUUGAUGAGGCUGCUGCUUGAAGAAAGUACAUAGAAACAGAA
Messenger RNA from Cucurbita maxima (winter squash), 930 nucleotides. Its product is annotated as calcineurin B-like protein 1. The coding region runs from base 268 to 909 and encodes 213 amino acids. Gene Ontology annotation, biological process: calcium-mediated signaling. The record is from RefSeq and is a predicted model, not a curated record. Gene Ontology annotation, molecular function: kinase binding; calcium ion binding. The transcript is spliced from 9 exons. Lineage: Eukaryota; Viridiplantae; Streptophyta; Magnoliopsida; Cucurbitales; Cucurbitaceae.